AUGGAGUCGAUAGCUGCUGAGGCACCGCCGAUUCCACGCAAGCCAUCAUGCGUUCUUUGCAAAUCGCGGAAAGUCAAGUGCGAUCGCGAGAGCCCGGCGUGCGGAGGCUGCGUCAAGCUAGGCGCAGAGUGUGUACCACGCGAAAACUCAAAGACACGGAACCGGAAGAAGCCCAAUGUUGAACUUCAACGAAGACUGGCGCGAUGCGAGGAACUACUCCAACAGUUCGUGGCCGCAGAAAAGCGCGAGAAGAGUAGCGAUGGUACUCGUACGGAGCCUAGUCCGAAAAGCGAUACAAGUACAAAGAUUGAGGAUCAGGGUCGGAGCCGGGAUCGCGAAAUGCAAGCGCUUGAGAACUCUCUUGGGAAGCUCGUUAUCGACAAAGGGUCUGUCAGAUUUACUGAUAGCACCCCUUGGGCCACGGUAUUCGAUGAGUUGCAAGCCAUGAGAGCAAUCGUGGAGGACGCCGACAGUCCUGCGAGCCUAUCGAGCCUACCGGAAACGACGACGAUUCAACAACCGUCCAUUGCGAAUGAGGCAAACAUCAUGGACGUCAGAGAGCCCAGUGCCCGCAACCCGCAACAUCUGCAUCCGCCUUCGAGUCAUGCCAUGCUGCUAUGGCGGAUGUUUGUAGAUCGAGUCAACCCAAUAACGAAAUUCAUUCACGUGCCGUCCACGCAACGUCAUCUGGUCCAGGCCACGGCCACUCCGCCGUCUUUGCCGCGAGACAUGGAAGUUGUGAUUCCGGAUCGAGAGAGUGCUCACGCGAAUUGGGUCAUGAGCGGCGUCUGUAUUCGGAGUGCCCAACGUCUGGGGCUACACCGAGAUGGCUCACAACUGGGAAUUUCCCCCUUCCAAACAGAGCUACGAAGACGCGUCUGGUGGAAUAUUGUACUACUCGAUUUUCGAUUCGCCAUGGCCUCUGGAUUCAACCCAACUCCGUUGUCACGUGCUUGCAGCUGCAAAAUGCCCACCAAUAUCAACGACGCCGAUUUCGAUGUCGAUACCGCGACUCCCCUCGAAAAUAGAGAUGGCCCGACUGAGAUGAUUGUCUCUUUGGUGGUUUGCAGCUUGUCGCGAUGUCUCACUCAGCGAACCAAUUUGAGCCAUGCCAUGUUCGUCGUCGAAAAGAGUGACGUGUCAGACGAGCUCAGUCGACUUCACAGUAUCGAGCUGGAGAAGUUCGUCGUCAACUUUGAAGAGUUUUUAGAGGAUAUCGUGAAGCGUUAUUGCGAUCCGAGUGCGGGGGAUCUGCAUGUAUUGGCUUUGCAGCUAAAAGCAGCCAUGGUCGACAAGAUUCGAAUCAUGGCAUGCAAGCCCAAGGGGGCUGUGGAGCCACCGCCUGAGGCGAAAGGGGACAUCCUGUUUCGUGUUUCACUCGAGGCGGCUGAACACGUUGCGAACCAUCUUCAGGUGAUGGAGGGUUGGAACUUUGUGUGGUACGUCCUUCAGUAUCUCGAGUACGACUUGUUCCUCCACAUGAUCGGUCGACUGUGUCUCCAGUCAACCGGCGACUUGGUCGAUCGAGCAUGGAAGGUGCUGCCCAUCAUAUACCAAUACCAGGAAAACUAUUUCGAAAUGUCGGUUCACCCAUAUGCCGUCGCAGGAGCGGUUCUUGUUAGGGCCUGGAGACACAGGCAGGAAAGCUUGCUCUCCCAGUUGGGCUACCUGCCCCCGACCCCAGAUUAUGUUCAAAGAGUUGAACAGUGUUUGGCGGCCAAUGGCUCAGUUGGCAGUUCCCCUCCCGAGCUGAUGCCUCCUUCAGGAAGGGCUGCGCCAGAGCAUACCGGGUGGGAGGAAUCAGAAUGGGGAUGGAAUCCGCCCGGGUUCGGCAUUGAAACCUACGAUCUUGAGUAUAUAGUAGAAGAAGACUCAUUGGCGUGGCCUCCGUCUCAGUAG
Messenger RNA from Colletotrichum costaricense, 1899 nucleotides. RefSeq lists its product as uncharacterized. The record is from RefSeq and is a predicted model, not a curated record. NCBI's taxonomy places the organism in Eukaryota, Fungi, Ascomycota, Sordariomycetes, Glomerellales, Glomerellaceae. Bases 1 to 1899 code for a protein of 632 amino acids. Gene Ontology annotation, molecular function: zinc ion binding; DNA binding; DNA-binding transcription factor activity, RNA polymerase II-specific. The transcript is spliced from 4 exons. Gene Ontology annotation, biological process: regulation of DNA-templated transcription; DNA-templated transcription.